Molecule: messenger RNA, 435 nt
Organism: Miscanthus lutarioriparius
Lineage: Eukaryota; Viridiplantae; Streptophyta; Magnoliopsida; Poales; Poaceae
Source: the annotation of a GenBank genome assembly
AUGGCGCAACCAAGAACAGCGCUCCUCUUCCUCGCCCUCGCCUCCGUCGCCGCCGUGGCCGCCGCGGCAACGACAAAGGUAGAGGCGCCGGCACUAGCGCGUGCUGCGGCGACGACGAGGGCAACGACGGGUUGCCGGCGCGGCGACCUGGUGGUGCAUCAGCACGCGACGGGGCGCGUGGUGAAGGGCAAGCCCGAGUACGCGGUGGAGGUGCGGAACGCAUGCCGCUGCGCGCAGUCCCGCGUGCUGCUGCGCUGCUACGGGCUCAGCAGCGUGGAGGCCGUGGACCCGCGCGCCAUCCGCGCCGUCGACGGCGAGCGCUGCCUGCUCCGCGGCGGCCGGGCGCUGCCGCCGCGCGGGGGCGCCGUGAGGUUCACCUACGCCUGGAUGACGCCGCAGGACUUCCCGCUCGUCAGCGCGCACCCGCACUGCUAG